Messenger RNA from Nicotiana tabacum (common tobacco), 3622 nucleotides. The record is from RefSeq and is a predicted model, not a curated record. Lineage: Eukaryota; Viridiplantae; Streptophyta; Magnoliopsida; Solanales; Solanaceae.
UUACUCCAUGAACAAGAAAUCCCAAACCUUUCAAAUCUCUUCUUCAGUCUUCUCCUCUUCUUCUUCUCCACCUAUUCCUUAGGUUUCCGGUUGCUCUCUUCAUCUCAAAACCCUAGCUUUCUCCUCUCUUGUUACAGAUCCAAACCCUAAGAGUUAAACGGCGGCGGCGGCAAUGGCGACGGCUGCGACGAUGGUGAGUUCGGCGGGUGGUUUAUUGGCGAUGCUGAACGAAUCCCACCCACAGUUGAAACUCCACGCGCUCUCAAAUCUCAACGCCUUUGUUGAUUACUUUUGGCCUGAGAUCUCUACCUCUGUCCCUGUCAUUGAAAGCUUAUACGAGGAUGAAGAGUUUGACCAAAGACAACUAGCUGCAUUAGUUGCUUCAAAGGUUUUCUAUCAUUUGGGUGAACAUAAUGACUCAUUAUCCUAUGCCCUUGGAGCUGGCCCACUCUUUGAUGUUUCUGAGGAUACUGACUAUGUUCAUACAGUUCUCGCUAAAGCCCUGGAUGAGUAUGCAAGCCAUAAAACUAAGGCAGCUGAGUCAAAUGAUGAAGCCACAAAGGUGGACCCCAGGCUGGAGGCUAUUGUGGAGAGAAUGCUUGAUAAGUGUAUAGUGGAUGGCAAAUAUCAGCAAGCCAUUGGCAUGGCCAUUGAAUGCCGAAGGCUGGAUAAGGUUGCCGAAGCAAUUGUUUNAACCCCCACCCCAAAUCCGUGUGCUCUAUAUAAUUUAUGUUAUCUUCCUGCUAGAAAAUUUUCAUUUAAAUCUUCCUACUUUCUCUUACAGGUGCUUCGUCUUCUUGUGGAUGUGUAUGAGAAGUCACCAUCUCCAAACUAUUUGAGCAUGUGCCAGUGGCUUAUGUUUUUGGAUAAACCAGAGUCUGUAGCAAGCAUAUUGGAGAAGCUAUUAAGAUCAGAAAAUAAAGAUGAUGCUCUAUUGGCAUUACAAAUAGCUUUUGACCUUGUAGAGAACGAGCACCAAGCUUUUCUUUUGAGGGUUAGAGACCGGCUUUCCAGCCCCAACCUACAACCUUCAGAGCCGGCACAGUUGUUACCUGCGGAUUCUGAUCGAGCACCGACUGAAGAUGCAGAAGCUUCAGAGGAUGUUCCAUUGUUAGAAGAAAGUAGACCUUCAGGUGGGACGUUAACAACUGCAGAUCCAAAAGAAGCUAUAUAUGCUGAAAGGUUGGGAAAACUAAAAGGGAUUCUAUCAGGGGAGACCUCAAUACAGUUGACCUUGCAAUUCUUAUACAGCCAUAACAAGUCAGAUCUCCUUAUUCUUAAAACAAUAAAGCAGUCUGUUGAGAUGAGAAAUAGCGUGUGUCACAGUGCAACAAUAUAUGCGAAUGCGAUCAUGCAUGCUGGAACGACUGUGGAUACAUUCCUUAGGGAGAACCUGGACUGGCUAAGCCGUGCAACAAAUUGGGCUAAAUUCAGUGCGACAGCUGGACUGGGUGUUAUCCACAGUGGCCAUUUGCAGCAGGGGAGAUCACUUAUGGCACCUUACUUGCCGCAAGGUGGCGCUGGUGGAGGUGGUAGUCCAUAUUCAGAAGGUGGUGCCUUGUAUGCUCUUGGUUUAAUUCAUGCAAAUCAUGGGGAGGGCAUCAAACAGUUUCUUCGUGAUAGUCUACGUAGUACAAAUGUCGAGGUUAUUCAGCAUGGUGCCUGCUUAGGACUUGGGUUGGCUGCUCUAGGAACCGCUGAUGAAGAGAUUUAUGAUGACAUUAAAAACGUGCUAUAUACUGACAGUGCCGUUGCUGGAGAGGCUGCUGGUAUUGGUAUGGGUUUAUUGAUGGUUGGAACUGCAAGUGAGAAGGCAGGUGAGAUGCUUGCUUAUGCUCAUGAGACGCAACAUGAGAAGAUAAUCAGGGGUUUGGCACUAGGUAUAGCUCUCACAGUCUACGGAAGGGAGGAAGAAGCCGAUACACUGAUUGAACAAAUGACUAGGGAUCAAGACCCUAUAUUGCGUUAUGGUGGAAUGUAUGCUUUAGCAUUGGCUUACAGAGGAACUGCAAAUAAUAAGGCUAUCCGUCAGUUGCUGCAUUUUGCUGUAUCAGAUGUUAGUGAUGAUGUCCGCCGGACAGCAGUUUUGGCACUUGGAUUUGUUAUGUAUUCUGAGCCAGAGCAGAUGCCUCGUAUUGUAUCGUUGUUAUCGGAGUCGUACAAUCCACAUGUUCGAUAUGGUGCGGCUAUGGCAGUAGGCAUUUCUUGUGCAGGUACUGGUCUGAGUGAGGCCAUCUCAUUGUUGGAGCCUUUGACAUCAGAUGUGGUUGAUUUUGUACGUCAAGGUGCUCUCAUAGCGAUGGCCAUGGUGAUGGUCCAGAUAAGUGAAGCCAGUGAUUCCCGCGUGGGUGCCUUCAGGCGACAACUGGAGAAAAUUGUCCUUGAUAAGCAUGAAGAUACCAUGAGUAAAAUGGGUGCAAUUUUGGCCUCUGGUAUUCUUGAUGCUGGUGGAAGAAACGUGACAAUCAAAUUACUUUCAAAGACUAAACAUGACAAAAUUACAGCAGUCGUUGGACUAGCUGUUUUUAGUCAGUUUUGGUAUUGGUAUCCACUUAUAUAUUUCGUUAGCUUAGCAUUCUCACCAACAGCCUUGAUUGGUCUCAAUUAUGACCUAAAAGUGCCAAAGUUCGAGUUUGUAUCACACGCCAAGCCCUCGCUAUUUGAGUAUCCUAAGCCAACCACUGUAGCCACCACAACUUCUGCUGUCAAACUCCCCACAGCUGUUUUAUCAACAUCAGCUAGGGCUAAGGCAAGGGCUAGCAAGAAAGAGGCUGAGAAAGCCAUUGCCGAGAAGGCAGCUGGAACAGAGUCAUCUUCUGGUGCACCAAGUUCUGGGGAGUCCAUGCAGGUGGAUACUCCAGCGGAGAAGAAAAAUGAACCAGAGCCAUCAUUUGAGAUGUUGACCAACCCUGCUAGGGUGGUUCCAGCUCAGGAGAAAUACAUAAAGUUUUUGGAAGAAAGCAGAUAUGUGCCAGUUAAAUCAUCACCUUCUGGAUUUGUGCUUCUGAGAGAUCUACGUCCUGACGAACCUGAAGUAUUGUCCCUUACAGAUGCACCCUCGUCAACUGCAUCCAGCACUGGUGGUGGAUCAACUGGACAACAGGCCCCGGCAUCAGCAAUGGCUGUUGAUGAGGAGCCUCAGCCACCACCGGCUUUUGAGUACACAUCUUGAUUUAUUUGUAUUUUAAAAGCUUCAUCAAUACUUUGGUUUUCAUUCCAUGUUGGAAGAUGAUGUUGAAUGGGCAGAGGUGGAAACCUAUGGAUCAAAUAGCACUUCCUAUGAUCAGAGUUGAAUUGUGGGGUACAUUGAAAAGAGCCCCCGUGGAUUCUGUUAUUCUGCCUCUUGAUUUCCAGACUUGUGCUUGUGCUUGUCAUUGUAUUUCCUACGCAAGAGGGACUCGAAAAUUGGGGACUGGAAACUGCCAUUGCGCGUUAUUUUUGUCAGAAUCUGUCUUGUCACCUCUGUCCUAGACUGUUAGAUUUUUACUUUGUGUUCUAAUUAAGAUUUUAUAUUGCUUGGAUCUACAAAAAGAGUUCCACUGUUCUCUCUCGAGUAUUUAUUAGUUACCACAACUUGAUCUUUGCCAGUCCUAGUUUAAGCCUUUUGCAAUUUGUUUGGUUU